This is a messenger RNA of Bufo bufo (common toad), 957 nucleotides long. Its product is annotated as zinc finger protein 22-like. Bases 24 to 887 code for a protein of 287 amino acids. Lineage: Eukaryota; Metazoa; Chordata; Amphibia; Anura; Bufonidae. The record is from RefSeq and is a predicted model, not a curated record. Gene Ontology annotation, biological process: regulation of transcription by RNA polymerase II. Gene Ontology annotation, molecular function: RNA polymerase II cis-regulatory region sequence-specific DNA binding; DNA-binding transcription factor activity, RNA polymerase II-specific. The transcript has 4 exons.
ACAAAGAUCUGUACAAGGACUUCAUGAUGGAGGAUCACCGGCGCCUCACAUCACCAGGUAAGGAAGAGAGAACACCCGAGAGAUGUCCCAGUCCUCUUCUUCCACAGGAUAAUUCAGAAGAACAUCACUAUGUCCCACAGGAUAAUCAGCUUCUGAAUCCGGGUGAAGAUCUGAACAUUAUAUAUGUUACAGAGACCUAUAUGAGGGGUGAUGAGCAGAGUACAGAGGACAUUCCUACAGAUAACCGCCCAGAUGACUGUACCAGGAACUUAGAGAAACAUCCGGUAUCUUCACAUUUUGAAGUAGAUGAUUGUGGUAUCAUAAAAUAUAUAUAUGAAGAGCAUGCCAAUAUCCAAGAUAUAUCUUCAUCCAAUUACAGCAAAAAUGUAUUAUUUGAUCCUUUUAAACAGGUCCGAUCUUCUGAUUCAUCACAGACUGUAACACAGAAUAAAAGUCACAGAAAAGGUGCUAAACCUCAAACAGCUCACGUAAGAGAGAAGACAUAUUCAUGUUCAGAAUGUGGGAAAUGUUUUAAGCAUAAAUCAACUCUUAUUACACAUCAGAGAAUUCACACAGGGGAGAAGCCAUUUUCAUGCUCAGAAUGUGGGAAAUGUUUUAAGCAUAGAUCAACUCUUAUUACACAUCAGAGAAAUCACACAGGAGAGAAGCCAUAUUCAUGCUCAGAAUGUGGGAAAAGUUUUAACAAUAAAUCACAUCUUAUUAGACAUCAGAGAGUUCACACAGGGGAGAAGCCAUUUUCAUGCUCAGAAUGUCGGAAAUGUUUUAACCAAAAAUCAGUUCUUGUUAGACAUAAAAAAAAUCACAGAGAAGCAUCUCCAUGCUUAGUGCCCUCCCUUAUGUGUUUUUAUGGUAGUCAGUGUCGCUAACUGGCUUUAUUCCAUCAGACACUCAUUUUUACAGGCAGAUAAAACAGAACCUUGCUUUGAGUUACAAGAG